This is a messenger RNA of Thlaspi arvense, 564 nucleotides long. Lineage: Eukaryota; Viridiplantae; Streptophyta; Magnoliopsida; Brassicales; Brassicaceae. The record is from the annotation of a GenBank genome assembly.
AUGAAGAAGUUGGGUCGGAAAGGAACCGUUCAUCCGUCGCCGGCGACUAAACCUGACGACCACUUUCUCUCUCUCCUCCCCGUAGCUAUCCUCUCUCUCGUGGCGGCGCUCUCGGUGGAGGACCGUGAAGUUCUUGCUUACCUCAUCUCGAAUUCCGGUGACCCAAAUCGUAUCUCUCGUCUGAAGAAAAACAAAGCCAACGAAGAUGAUCAUCACUCUCCUCUUUUUCUCUGCGAUUGCUUCAGCUGCUACACGAGUUACUGGGUUCGAUGGGACUCGUCGCCGAAUCGCCAACUCAUUCACGAGAUCAUCGACGCUUUCGAAGACAGCUUGGAGAUGAAGAAGAAGAAAAAGGAUCGGAAAAAACGGUCGGGAAAAUCUUCCGUUCGAGUUAACUCGGUCGUACCGAGUCGACUCAGUGAGUUGGGGUCGAGUUCAGACGAGUUGGCGGGUGACUCGGUGGAUAAAGGGAAUUGUGGUGGUGGUGAAGCGGAGAAGGAGAAAGGAUCAGUUGAAAAAAUUAUGAGUUUUGUUGGUCAGAAGUUUUUUGGGGUUUGGGGAUAA